Messenger RNA from Alnus glutinosa, 1217 nucleotides. RefSeq lists its product as uncharacterized. Gene Ontology annotation, molecular function: catalytic activity. The record is from RefSeq and is a predicted model, not a curated record. Bases 127 to 1080 code for a protein of 317 amino acids. NCBI's taxonomy places the organism in Eukaryota, Viridiplantae, Streptophyta, Magnoliopsida, Fagales, Betulaceae. The transcript is spliced from 4 exons.
CCCCAAACCUUGUUGUCACUUGUCACCCGCCUAUUUGUGACCAUUCUAUCUCUCACUCUGAAAAUCUGAAAAACAUUCCUCUGAUCUACAACUGUUUCACCAGACACACCCAACUCCCUCUGAAAAAUGCCCAAGUGCUUCAACUUCGCGGCCGCGCGGGAUUGGUUGUACCGCCAGGCCUUCUCCAGGGCGGGUCUCAGGUCCACCACCACGGACCUCGGAGAAGGCACCGUCAUGCACUGCUGGGUCCCCAAGGCGCACAGCCCUUCCAAGCCUAACCUCCUCCUCAUCCACGGCAUCGGAGCCAACGCAAUGUGGCAGUGGGCCGACUUCAUCUCCCCUCUGAUCCCACACUUCAACCUCUACGUACCGGACCUGGUCUUCUACGGGGACUCCUACACGGUCCGGCCCGAGCGCUCCGAGGCCUUCCAGGCCAGGUGCGUGAUGGGCGUGAUGGAGGCCCAGGGGGUGUUGAUCAAGACCAUGAGCGUGGCGGGGAUCAGCUACGGCGGCUUCGUGGCGUACAGCAUGGCGGCGCAGUUUAGGGAUCGCGUGGAACGGGUGGUGCUGUGCUGCGCUGGGGUGUGCAUGGAGGAGAAGGACAUGGAGGAGGGGCUUUUCCAGGUAAAGAGCGUGGACGAGGCCGUCAGCAUUCUGUUGCCGCAGACACCUGAGAUGGUGAAGCAGCUCAUGCGCCUCACGUUCGUCAAGGCCAACUACAAGGGCAUCCCCUCUUGCUUUCUUAGCGAUUUCAUCGAUAUGAUGUGUACUUACUAUAAAGAGAAGAAAGAUCUGAUAGAAGCAUUGCACAAGGAUAGAAAAUUGUCUGAUCUUCCCAAGAUAACUCAGCCUGCACUACUGAUCUGGGGAGAACAGGACCAAGUAUUCCCUCUCGAAUUGGCGUACAGAUUAGAAAGGCAUGUGGGUGAGAAAGCACAACUAGUAAUCCUAAAGAAUGCAGGACAUGCAAUCAACAUUGAGAAACCCAAAGAGAUGUUGAAGCACAUGAAGUCCUUCUUCGUUGAUCCACUUCCUUCACCUAAGCAAGUGAACCGCAGCAAUGGCCGAAAGGGGGACUGAAAGGCCUACCACAAAAUAUGGAGAGAAUUCAGGAGAUGAGAUGGCCCCUACAUCUUUGUCAAAGUGUGAUUGUGUUGCAUGUGUGGUAUGGAUGACAUGGAUGCUAUGAGCAACAUUUAAAGCUCUGUUUGCUAUAA